Trichoderma gamsii is the source of this 609-nucleotide messenger RNA. RefSeq lists its product as hypothetical. The coding region runs from base 1 to 609 and encodes 202 amino acids. The transcript is spliced from 2 exons. Lineage: Eukaryota; Fungi; Ascomycota; Sordariomycetes; Hypocreales; Hypocreaceae. The record is from RefSeq and is a predicted model, not a curated record.
AUGGGACGGGACAAGGUGUAUGCCUUCUGCCACUUGCCUGGACAUGAGCAAGCAAACUGCCAGACGGAGAUCAGAUGUGGCUUUUACAGCGGCAAACACUCCGGUAAAAGAUGCCCUGAGACCGCCAACAAGCCCGCGAUAAGCCUCAAAUUCUUCGAGAAUUCGGUCAAGAAAUUUAGGGAGAUCCGAGAGGGGAAUUAUGGAACAGCGAAGCCGGAUGCCUACACCGCACAUAUUAGGCUCGCGAAAGACCAAUACCGGCAGUACGUUGAGGAAGGGAAUGACUCUAAGGUCCCUGACGACUCUGUUAUCGGCCUCACAAACGCGGACGGUACCAUUCCGACUUCCUUGCAAAUUCAUGACGCUUCUACUGUAGCACCAUCCGCCACGGCUUACCAAGAACAGAUCACCACCGGCAAGCCUAAGCGAAAGGCCAGACGAAGUUGUAGAAAGAAGAACAGCGCUCGCGCGGCCAGCGCAGCCCAAAACCGACCUCUGAACAGCGCUGCGAUCCCCGAUCACAGCAACGCCAAAAUUGGCUACAAGGAAAGACAAACUGAGAAUGAUGCUACAAGGACUGGAAAAAAGAAUGACGCUAAGAAAGGAUAA